UGGACGAUAACAGGAACUAAUUCCAACUUAUUUUUGAUCUAAUUCUUGUUACGUUUGUAUAAAACUCAAGACUUUAAACCUGGUUAAAGUACUGAGUAAAGUAAUAAAAUUUUAUUAGCCUGUACUCCUGAAAUUGUAUUAUAAAAUGUUAUGAUGGCUACCUACGAGAAUUGGUCAGGUCGACGGAGAGGUAAACAAGGUGGCGAUUUAUAUAGGUUAGACACUAAAAAUAAAUCACCUGAAGAAAAUGUAAAAGAAAUUAUACAAGGCUUGUACUUGAAGAAGCCAUUUAACAAUGAUACUUCACCUACUAAUAAGAAUACACCCAUGGAAUUUAAGACUGGUUUGCGGAAUGUGCAGAAAAAUGGUUCUGAUUCGUAUAGACUUUCUUGUUUAAAUGCUUUAGUUGUGCUACUGUCGAAAGAAGAUAGAAAUAAUUUAGGAUUUUCAACCGAAGAAUUAAUGACAUGCAUCCGAGCUAGCCUUGUAGAUGAGUCUACAGUUAUCAGAGCUGCAGCAUUAAGAGCUCUAAGAUAUUUGAUUAAAACUGAGAGUGAUGUAGCCACAUUCAACAUAUUGAAGUUAACACAUAUUGUAACAAGAUCCAUGGAUUUAAUGCUACGGAAUGAAGAGGAGCGAGCACAAGCUCUCAGAGUUGUCCGACGAGUUAUAGCCGUGGUAGGGGCAGCAGAGCAGCCUUUACGGUGUCACAGAUCAGCGUACAUUGACCAGGGCUUGCUCAGGUGUUUAACUGCUGUGGCUCGCGCUGGCAGUGCGGGGGAUGGAACUGGGGAUAGACUGUCUCGCCCAGCUAUUGCCACUUUAGCUGAGAUUUGUGUGCUAAACCCUGACCUAUUCAUCUCGUGUGGAGGUGUGAAUGCAGUAAUCCGUCAGUUGGCGGAGUGUGCGACACCGCGCAUGGCGGAGGCUCUCUGUGGAGUCUUACUACACACAUUGAACGAGCCUUUGUCUCGGAGGGCAGCUAGAAUUGAUCUAACCUGCCUCAAUUCGCCUUACUGUGAUUUUCACUGUCGGCCUGCAGGAACUGAUUCAAAUAGGGAUGAACGUGAGAUGCGAUUCACUUGCAGCAGACUGGCACUAUUAUGUGUGCUGCGCAGUUGGCCGGGACUGCUGCACUUCUGUAAUCCGUGCAGUAAAGGUGGCCUACGCGCGUUGGUCGCCGCUCUAUACUUACCACGGUUAGAGGUCCGAAAAGCUAUAUUGGAUUUGUUGUAUGAGUUAGUUGGACUACCACAACCAGAGUGGACAGAUGAGAUUUCCGUGGCCUUAGAUGCUGUAGAUCCAUCUGACUUUCAGGAUUCCUGGCGUCUGAACGAAGGAUUCGUGGCAGCUGAAGGCACUGCUAUUCUACCUCACCUCAGUGCGACCGGACCAGAUAUUAUUGAAAUUCAUCUUGCUCUGUUACUUCAAUGCUUCCUAGAGGCUGGACUACUGGACGGAUUAGCAGAAGUAAUAGUGACAAGUGAUACAUUUAUAUCGGUCCGUGCUACCGUACUUUUAGGCCAACUAUUGCAUUUAAUACACCUGUUUCUACCUCCUCAAAUAUGUAAUUUAACGCCUGCACUGCCCACUUUGAUGUCUCAAGCAUCAGCGGGCAAGCCUCAGGCGUUAGCUGCCGUCGCGGCCCUAAGGAGACUCCACUCCAUGCUAGAGUCGCGUCCGGCCAGCAACAGCUUGUUCCUAGACCAUAUCAUACAGUACUGCAGUGGCGCAUUCAGACUGAAAAUAGAAGAUAUGACAAAAAGUAGGAAAGAAAAGGACAAUGCUAACAUGGCGAAGCCGCACCAGGAAUUAUUAGUACAUAAAGAGAGUAGCAUCGAGUUUCUCAACGAAUCCGACAACGAAAACGAACCGAAGCAGAGGCAUAGUGUCGGCUCACGUGCUGACGUCACCAGCAGGAAUGUUAGUGCACUAGUGAAGAGCAAAAGUGUCAGUUCACGGACUAGUUCGGUGGGAAAAGUAUCCAAAUCGGCAAAGUUCUUCAGUUUAUUCGAACGUGAUAGUGAUAGUUGGAUACGAUCCAGUCUUGUCAUGCAAAGCAAGGAUGGCAAUACUUGGGACUGGGAAAUUAUACGGACGAUAUUGAAGGAAAGUGAUAGUGCGCCAUUGUUAAAUUUAAACGACAGUGGACACAAAGCCUGGGUGAGCCGUAUCAUCAGCUAUCUCAAACCUUCAUCCAACAAGUAUUCACAUACAGAUAUAUCAACCACUUGCAAUGGACAUUCUGCUACGAGGGCUGGAUGUCAAUUAAUUAGACAUUUGCUGCAGCAUAAUGACGCUGAUUCGCAUAGGAUGUUAGAAGAGCUAUUUACGGACGUCAGCAGACAGAUAGAGGCGAUAGAGACUGGACGGAAGGCGCACGAGUGUCUCUUCAGUCCUCAGCACAUGUGCAACACUAUGUGCCAGAUGUAUUUCCUAUUUAUCGGACAACUCUGUCACUCGCAAGUCGGACUGAAAUUGUUCAAACAAACGGGAUUAUAUGAUAAUCUUCUAGAACUUUCGACGAAGACCCAUCACAGUUGCUAUGUUAAGCUAGUUAUAUCGAGUUUGGAUUACACGUUGGACUCUAGUCCUCGGGAUGUUCUGGCUAAAACAUUAACUUGCACCAUUCAAGCGUCGAGAUUGUAUGCGACGCAAUUCCUGAAUGUCCUUCUACGAGCUUCUAGAAGCUCCCGUGAACUUGUAAGGAAGAAAUCUAAAUUAAAGAAGAAUUACACCCAAGAUCAAUGGAAACAUGUUUAUAGAGAUGACGGUGAUAGUAAUGCGGUUGAUAUGGACACAUGGGUAUUACAAAUGUUGGUUGGACAAGUUAAAGAUGAGUCUAAGAAGGUUGUCAAAUGUGCUUUAUCUAUAUUGGAAGAAGCAUAUAGUGUACCGGCGUUCUUGGAGAAAAUGAUGACAAUGAAAGACACUCUCGGUCAGAACUGCCGAUUGGACAAAAAUGCUGAUCCAUCAACGUUGGACUUUAGCUCCGUUGGUGAUAGAGGCUAUUUGAUAUGGCUGGGUUUAGAAGUUGCUGCAACCGUUCAGACUGGCGAUUCACAAUCUAUAGCAUUUCUCAAGAAACAUUUGGAUUUCUGGGCAAAAUCUUACAACUACAGAUACGUGCGGUUAGUGGAGGCGGGCGUGCACGAGGCGCUGACUGUGUGCGAGGGCGGGCGUCGGCCGCGGGCGUCGCGUCGCUGCGUGCGCACACCGCCGCAUCUGCUGGCCGCGCUCGCCCCGCACCCCGCAGCCGUACAGCUGCGGGGACUGCUGGCUGCCGCGCUACCACCCCACUACAAGAUAAUACAAGCUAUGAAAUGUUCAACGGAGCAAGAGAUAAUGGAGUUAAAGUCAUCACUGUGGGCGGUGGGUAACGCGGCGCUGAGCGGUGCGGGGCUGCAGCAGGUGCUGGCUGUGGGCGGCGAGGAGACGGCGCCGCACCACGUCGUGCGCCUCGCCAAGUACAGCCCCGUGUACUCUGUGCGGGCGACAGCUUUCUAUGUGCUCGGACUCUUCGGAAGCACCUUUGAAGGCGCUAAUCUUCUCUCCGAUUUAGGUUGGAUAUGCGUGAGACAUACCCGUCACGAUCAAUUCCCUAUAAUACCGGACGAGAAUUACUCACCAUACGAUAAGACUGGAGACGGCAACUAUAUCACAUCACCGGAACGACGUUACAAUGCAUUCGAUAUAGAAUUGAGUGAACACUCCGAUCAUACCGACUUAAGUACUGCUGAAAGCGUGCACUCAGACACGAAACAUGGGAUUAAAACUAUAGUCGACCAUGAUGUCGUUGACCACAAGACUCCUUACAAUGAAAGUCGCCGCGAAGUCAGCAAAAGAAAGUCCCAUACAUUACCAACACAAGGAUGCUCUACUUCUCACGAUAGACCGGCUCUAACUGAAUCUAGGACUGUUGAUAUUCUAAGAGAUUGUUCGAGCUACGAACGACCCGGACCCCAUCGGUUGCAUUUCGAGAACAGAUUGUUACUAGGAAGGAUGAAUUCUUUGGAACAUCAUGAGGGCAGAGUGAGGAAUACCAGUGAAUCAAGCACGAGCGGUGUCAGUAGUUGUGAUUCAGCCGGUGGCAAAUAUGCAAUACCUGACAGAAUAUUGACACUGAGUCCCAUACCGAGUUCAUCAAGUCUGUACGGUAUGAAGAGUAGUAGUAGCUCUCAUCGGCCCCGACUGUCUGAGUCACAACGGAGAACUUCCACUUCAAGUUUUUCAACUUGUGAAGUGGCCAGUUCUCCUCCUACACAAAUGGACAUGUCAGGUUAUGCCACACUCAAGACCAUAAAUAAACAUAGACGGCCGCACUUGUCGGAGAGCGCGGCGUCAGGUUCUAGCGAACUGGACGACCUGACGUGGCUGCUGACGGACACUCAGCGCCGCUCCAAACCCUUCUCCUCCUUACGAGACCGGGCCAAGUCCACCAGGGAGAGGAUGACCAAACUAAGUCUCCUAGAUUACGAUUGGAAGCCACUCCCCCUGUCGGAAGGGGGUCGGACCACUCCCCCUCCCGCAGCGCGCGAGCCCCCGCGCCGCCCACCGCAAACCCCCUGCGCCCCGCCAUCGCACCCCGCGCACCCCCCGCACCUCCCACCCGCGCCCCACGUGCCGCACCCGCCGCCUUACAUCGGCAUCUGUCUGCCCAGGGAUCUAAAGGAACUGUUUCCUAGAGAUGAAGAUGGCAAAGAAGAUAUUGAAACUGAGAAAAGAGUACCAUUUGGUCGAACCGGGUUAAAUCUGUUCCCAGCAGAGUAUAGUAAUAUUAGUACAGAUAACAAAACGAAUGACACGCCUGAACAUCAUGCUGCCCAUAUUAAAGAUGGCACACCGCAUACGCUUCCGAUUUCAGUACCACAGACAACAGGAAUGAAUGUAACAACUAUAGCUGGCAACACCAACAAUAAUAUAAGUUUUGAAAUACCCGAAGAUGUAAAAAUAUCAAAACCAGAAAUAAAGAAUACUGUUAAAAUUGAUACUGGAAAACCGUACGAUGAUAUUAAAAUUAAUAAAAUAUUAAAUUUGGACAAAAUACAAGAAACAUCAACAGAUAAUAUAAAUGUUACGAAAACUGACAACAUUGAAAAAGUCAGUUCGCCCGAUCAUGUUGCGAAAUUCCUUCCAGGGAGCGUUCCUAAGUCUGUGACUUUACCUGAUAAAGUCUCAACAAAGGUUACAUCUCCCGAUAAGACUGGUAAUAAAGUAGCAAUUGAAGGACCAAGUGCCUUGGACCUAUCAAUAUCGGAGAAGGUCAAUGUCACCACAGGAUCGGGUUCCCGAUGGAGGCAUUCUACUGCCGACUGCCUGGCUUGCGUCAAAACACGACCGCCUUCUUCACACGAGUUGCGUGAAGCUUUCUUUGCAGGAAUGGAAAGCCCAAGUACCAGUGUUCCUCCUGAUCUUCGGAGUAGAUCUGUCAGUCCAGCUAGUGAUACAUUGUGUCCUCAAGCAGAAGUCUUACACCAUGUGCAUUUUAUGUCAAACCCCAUACAUCUAAGACAGGCGCGUUCUACAUUAAUAUCAUUAAAGCAGCGCUACCCUGAGGUAUUCCGGAGCCCGUGUGUCUACUCCGACGUCUGCGUAUUACUUGCUCGGGACACAUACAUGUUGUGCGCGCGACGAUUCCUGCAGGACCUAUUCCUGGACGUCAGCUUUGAAUGUUUCGCUCAUGAGCCCGCUAAAGUGCUAUCAAGACAUGGCGCGAUUUUAUCUCCGACACAAGUGAAACCAUAGUGCUUUUGUGAAUAUAGUGUUAUUGUGAGUUAUUAAGUGUUCAGUGAUAGUGCUUUUACUUGCAGUACGAAUUGCUCGACUAAAGGAUCUCGUCUCCUAACCUAGAGGUACAGUAGAAUCUCGAUGUCUAAAAUGUCAAGGGAAAUACAAAUAACUUUGACUUAUUGAGUCAAAUUAAGAAGAAUCAAGAUAUGAAUUUAUUUGCUGGGGGAAUUAAUAUAAUAUUCAAAAUAAAUUUGUGAUUUACAUAUCAAGAAAAUGGUAAAAGCAGGCAAGGUCACAUUGUAUAGAUCUUUACACCAGUGUGUAUACCUUAACUAUUUUCAAAUAAUAGCCACUUAUUUGAAAAUAAAAUUAGAGUGGUAAUGAUACAAUAUUCGUACUGUAUUGUCAAAAGGCAUUGGAUAGUCACAGAACUAUUUUUAGCUUUUUAUAUCAUGAGAGCUCACAGCUUUGAAAUAAUCUCUUCUAUAAUUUUUUUUCUUAUGGUUUAUUGAUUUAAUAAUGACAAACAAUAUAGACUACUAUAAAAAACUUAGACAGAGUUUCAAAUACAUUUUAGCUUAAACAUAGGUCAACCCUUUUGUACCGUAAUUUUAGAGCCCGGCGCCGGAUUUUUGACAAAUUAUGGUUAUUGAAACAUUAUGCGUAAGCUUGCGAAAUGCGAUCUUGAC
Molecule: messenger RNA, 6419 nt
Organism: Papilio machaon (common yellow swallowtail)
Lineage: Eukaryota; Metazoa; Arthropoda; Insecta; Lepidoptera; Papilionidae
Gene: rictor
Product: rapamycin-insensitive companion of mTOR
Exons: 25
Coding region: 151-5745 (1864 amino acids)
Biological process (GO): TORC2 signaling; positive regulation of phosphatidylinositol 3-kinase/protein kinase B signal transduction
Cellular component (GO): TORC2 complex
Molecular function (GO): protein serine/threonine kinase activator activity
Source: RefSeq, a predicted model, not a curated record